This is a messenger RNA of Sebastes umbrosus (honeycomb rockfish), 2489 nucleotides long. RefSeq names its product neurofilament medium polypeptide. Lineage: Eukaryota; Metazoa; Chordata; Actinopteri; Perciformes; Sebastidae. The coding region runs from base 326 to 2305 and encodes 659 amino acids. The record is from RefSeq and is a predicted model, not a curated record. The transcript has 6 exons.
UUACUUUGGUGAUUUCACUAUUUAUAGAGCCAUACUUCUUGCACAUUCUGAUUAUUUUCAAUUUUUACGGUCUGGGUUACAUAAUGUAGACAUUUUGAGGUAUGUGUUUAACCAAAUCUAUUAGUUUUAAAGUGUAAUUUAUGCACCGUGUGUUUGACAGGAAGCCACCUUCAGCGACAACAGAUUAGAGUUACUUCGCGCUCUCUUCCUUUCUGAGAGGAGAUUAUCUGUGGCAAUGCAGUAAUGUUUGUCUCGAUGUAACUAUACAAACUGUUGUUCUCCCUGUUUGAAAAGAUGGAGCAAAGUUUUGCUGAUCUACUUAGUGAUGCUUUUCCAGACUGAAGGAGAUUUGGACUUUGAGAAUUUAAAUUUUGAGGAAGACAAAACAGAAAUCUCUCAAGAAGAGUUACUCACAAAGGAAGAUGAGGCUCUGCAACAGGAAGCAACUGCAGUUGUGUUUAACAUGGAAACUACAGAUAUAUACAAGGCUGAAAAUGUUGAUGAAGAGCAGUGUGAGAGCGAUGAGGAGGGUUUUGAAGGGGUCAUGAGCAGGGACAAAACACCGGAGGAGGAUUACACAAGCUCGGAUGGAGAGUCUGAAGAGGAAGGCUCUGUCUCUGGAGAAGAGGAUGACGAAGAUGAUGUGGGAACAGGAGAGAAACCAGGGGAUUUGCUGAGGUCGGUUCGCUGCGGCGACGAGUUUCGCGAUGCUAAUGAAGAGGACAGGAUCUUUGCCGAGGGACAACCUCUGGCCCCGGAGGGCGCUAGAGGCCCUCAAGUUAGAAAUGAGGAGCGAGGUGAGAGCGAGAGCGACGAGGAAGUGUCCUAUUUUGAGAGAGUCCCCGAACGUGGUGGUGAGAUGAUGAUAAGAGGUGAGGGGAUUGAAGAGGACGAGCAGGAGAGUGAAGAAGAAAAGGAGUGUGAUGGCAUGAAAAUCGAAGAAGAAGAAGAUGUUCUCGCCGUGCGCUUCGAGCAGGAGCUUGAGAGUCCUUGCGGAGACGGCCCAGCGAAAGCCAAUCCGGAGUUUCCAGAAAUAUCAGUGCAAAGUCUGCAGGACCUCAUUGACGAAGUUGACAGCGAGGAACGUGGAGAGAAAGUGAAGGAUUUCUCAGGGGAGGAGCACCAAGACGCAGGAGAGAGCUUUGCAGAUUAUCCCUCAGACUUUUCUUCAUGUGAAUAUGUAGAAGACAGAGGAAGAAAUCAAGAGAGUGAGUGCCAGUCGAAUGCCUCGGCUUGUGCAUCUGACGGUGGUUACAGCCUGGAAAGUGCUGUGACGGAUGGAACGUGGAUGGGAAGAGCUGAGGACGCAGACGAGGAGGCAGACGGGUAUCUGUACAGCCAAGAUUUAGAGGUGGAUGCUGAUGAGAACGCAGCUGUAACGACGGUCGAUGAUGGAAGUGAGACAGGUGAGAGUGACUCCUACACCUCCAGUGAUGAUGAAGAAGAAAAGAGGAGCGAUGAGGAACUAUCUGAUAGUUUGUGUCAUCAUCUUGAAAGCAACAAGCCACAGGAGGAGACUCACAGUGGGAGCAGUGCAGCGUUUCCUGACUACUACGACAGAGCAAAUCCAGCAGAUUUCAACAUAAACUGGAAUCUAGACGUGUUGACAACCGACCCCUUCCUGUCUGAAGACCUGUUAACCACAGACGAAGUGGAAACGCCGCUUUCAGAUGUGACUCAGCGUCCUGCAGAAGACGACAACAGCUACUCAGUGGUGCAGAGAGGGGACGCAAAAACAACAAGCCCCUCCAACCAGGGAUCCCUGGAUGACAGCUUCUUCUUCAACGCUGAACCCGAAGCCUCCGGGAUCACCGAGCUGGGGCAGCUGGGAGACGACGAGUACGAAGAGGAGAGGAACUGGGAACAAGAGCAGCAGAGGAUCAAGGCUUUUUACGAGUUUUAUGACGACAGCGAUGGGGAGAAUGAAAGAGAAGGGAGGCAGAUAAAAGUUCAGUUUUGUGCGGAACCAUUGUCUCAAGUCAUUCACUAUGAAACUGACAGCAGUGACAGAGAUUCACUCAGCAGCUCCACAGAAGGGGAGGAGGACCCGGACUCUGCAGAAACAUAUGAGGAAUUGCAGGAGCCCGACGACGCCACACAAACGACCCUGGCUUGUGACCCCCCGAACACUCAGCUACCAGAGAACGUACCAGAUCUCAGCAACACACACAUUUGUACCAGGAAACACAAAUGUUUCGACAUGCUGAAGCUGACGCUGAAGAUGGGUCUGGUGAUACUGACGGGACUGAUCAUGUUCUGGUUUGCCACGGACCAAACAGGCUGGUUCAACCAUGUGUUCUUUUAGGUCAAAACCUAAAUAUUGUUCCUUUAAGCUUUUUCACAUGCUUACAGGUGAUGAAAGAAAAAUCCAAAAUGACAAUAUUUUCCUGUACAAAUGCUUUGUAAAGUGCUAAACAUUCAAAUAUGUGUUCUGUUGUUUGUAACAUGCAAUUUUGUGCUUAAUAAAGAUCUAGCUUUGUUUACAAUGA